CAUAUACCACACCUCAUAGGUCCUUAUUGUUUAAUCAAAGCAGUCAAAACAAGUUACAUCGAUAUCCAUUGAUGGGAAAUGAUCUGGAGAGUUUAAUAAGGCCGAUUUAUCUUUUCUCUUUCGAAAUAUUCUUAAACUUAAAAAAAUAUAUUAUUUCGAUGGAAAACCGAAUUGUACUUCUUUAAAAAUGGCGUAGACAUUCCUUCUUAAUUAGCUCGAUAACGUUAAGAAAAAGGGUUUCAUGGAUUAACCUGGAAACUCCCAAUGCUGCAAACUAUUUUAGGGGGGAUUUUUCAGGCUUUGUGGGCGGGUUUUCCGGGGUUAUUGGCCUAGCCCUAGAGUUUCCCUGGACUUGGCAACACCGCUUCCCGGUCGUAGCUGUGUUGAAGUGACGUGAACAUAGUUUUUCUCAAUUGCAUGUAGGUUUCGCUAUAAUGCUAGUCACAAUGUAGUGAUGUAUAAGGUUAUGUUGCCGUCGCAUAUAGCUCACUGAUCGAGUAAAAUGUGUCUGAAAUAUGUUUUGUCGUUUUGGGCACUCUGUCAAGUCAUCAAACAAGCCCACCCAGCUGAUUCCUGCAGCCCUGUAGUCCAGAUCAAACCCCAGGCAGGAUUCCUAAUGGUCAACAUUGGGAAAAACUGUCUUUGGGAGGAACAUGGGGACCAUUGUCAUUACGUGGUCAACUACGGUAGAGAGGGGGAGAAGCUCAAAGAGUAUGUCUCCAAAUCCCCUGAGACCCUCCGAGGUCUGGAGAUUGGGGGGAGGUACUGUGUACAGGUCCGCUAUGUCUGUUACCACAACCCCUUUGGAACCUCUAGCCCCCUACAGUGUGUAUCCAUCCCAGAGUCAGAAAGGACAAGGCAUAUUAGGAUUGUGGCUAUCAGUGUGACCCUUACCAUCCUGUUGGGAUUCUUGGUAGUGGGCCUUGCGUUCAUUUACAGGCACCAUGAGAAAAUUAAACAGUUCCUUCAACCCCCACUACAGCUACCAGACCACUAUCGUGAGUACCUAUCAGGGGACUUCCCCCAGCAGGCCCUGUCCAUCACAAGAACAACCAGGGCCUGUGAAGAGAGCCACGAUCUCAUCUCCAUCGCCUGCUGUGAAGAGGACCAGUCUGACAGAGAACAGGACUAAUUCACCUACUGAACUGGAGUCAUCCUCUGGCCCUUUAGAUCAUUACCCGUGAUCCAUUGAUCCUGUGACUUCAGACAAGACAUGAGCCUUUCACACUCACUGAGGUUUUUAAGAUGAACUUGAUAACGUCAGUAGAUGAACUGUAGUAGGCCUCUGAAGCCCUUGCUUGCAUCAGCUACAAAAUUGCGUUUGAUCAUAACUAUUUUACAAGAAUCUGGGAACUUCUCUUGGCAUGUUAGUAUGCUCUGCUGCAGAGGACAGAGACAGGUGCAUAUGGCUCGCUAAUUAGACCUACCCAGUAAUGAUUUGUUUGAUAAUAACGUGUCAUCGGGUCAUCCAGCUUAAGACAGAACCACUUUAUUAAAAAGACAUUUGACAUGCGUCCUUGGGCCAGGACUUUCAUGUAACAUUUUGGCUGUUUAGUAAUGGGAUUACUAUGUUCAACUGUGUAUAUCACACUAUUUCUUCCGUUUUUUUUUUACUGAACAUAUUAGACAAGUACUAGUGAAGUAGCAAGGUUAAGGCACAUAUUGUAAUUUACUAAUCAAUGAAAUUACAGUGAGGUAUACAUGGUCAAAAGUUGGCUGAGGGGCUGUAUUAAAAUGUAUUAAAACAGACAAAGGACAAGUUCUUGAGACUUAUCUAUGCUUGCACUUUAUAUGAAAAUUUACCUCUAGCAUUAUAUUGAUUGAAUGUAUUAACUUUUUUGUUGUAUUACUUUAUGCUAAAACUGUUCAAGUCAAGGUGAAAUUGGAAAAGUGUGUGUGUUACAUUGACUUUUGUUUUUGACUCUAAAAAUGAAUAUUCUACAUUGAUGUGAAAGUGCCAGGGCUUUGACCCAUAAAUGAUUUGAUACGGGGUUUAAAUAAAUGAACACAGCCAUUUUGA
This is a messenger RNA of Oncorhynchus keta (chum salmon), 2020 nucleotides long. RefSeq lists its product as uncharacterized. The coding region runs from base 503 to 1132 and encodes 209 amino acids. The record is from RefSeq and is a predicted model, not a curated record. The transcript is spliced from 5 exons. NCBI's taxonomy places the organism in Eukaryota, Metazoa, Chordata, Actinopteri, Salmoniformes, Salmonidae. Gene Ontology annotation, molecular function: protein binding.